This is a messenger RNA of Ictalurus furcatus (blue catfish), 7723 nucleotides long. RefSeq names its product formin-like 2a (gene fmnl2a). Bases 538 to 3795 code for a protein of 1085 amino acids. The transcript is spliced from 26 exons. Gene Ontology annotation, biological process: regulation of cell shape; cell migration; cortical actin cytoskeleton organization. Gene Ontology annotation, cellular component: cytosol. Lineage: Eukaryota; Metazoa; Chordata; Actinopteri; Siluriformes; Ictaluridae. Gene Ontology annotation, molecular function: actin filament binding; small GTPase binding. The record is from RefSeq and is a predicted model, not a curated record.
GCGGGAACUCCAAGUACCAGCAUGCACCAGUGAAGAACCAGGUUUCCAUAACGACGACGUUUCGAAACGCCCAGCGGUGGGCGUGGUUAUUGUGAGACUGAGUUUAGUUGAGGGAUGCGAGAGAGGAGAGUGGAGUAGCCUGGAGCUGGACGUGAACUCUUACUUAACUUAGACGAGGGACUCAGUCUGAAUCAUGCGCCUAUUCAGCUGUAUAACUCACUGGGAGUGGUGUGGAAAUUGUGCAAGAUACGGAUAAGAGACACGUUGCUUUCAUUUUGACAUCAAACCUUGCGCUGCUGCUGCUGCUAUUGUUAAGUUUCCCGGAUUCCCGUUAACGGUAUUAUUUAUAAUGCUCGCGCCGCAGCUCUGCGUCAGGACUAAUCCCGGUUCUUCCCCCUCACGGGUUUGUUUCUGCUGACGCCGUAAACCAGGGCUGAAGUUUGUUAAAUAACGUGUAAAAGAGAGGAAUUUGACUGGAAAGCUGGUUGAAAUAGUUACAAGUUUAAAAACAGUAAAGAAAAAAAGAAAGAGUUGAACAUGGGGAACGCGGGGAGUAUGGAGCAGCACACGGACCCGAGAGGACACAACAUGCCGUUAAAGCUGCCCAUGCCGGACCCGGGGGAAUUAGAAGAACGAUUCGCAGUUGUUUUGAAUUCGAUGAAUUUGCCUCCAGACAAAGCGCGGUUACUACGGCAGUAUGACAACGAGAAGAAGUGGGAGCUCAUCUGUGAUCAGGAAAGAUUUCAAGUGAAAAACCCUCCUCACACAUAUAUCCAGAAGUUGAAGAGUUAUCUGGACCCAGCAGUCACCAGGAAGAAAUUCCGCCGGAGAGUUCAAGAAUCCACUCAGGUGCUGAGAGAGCUAGAAAUUUCAUUAAGGACUAAUCACAUCGGAUGGGUGCGAGAGUUUCUAAACGAGGAGAAUAAGGGCCUGGACGUGUUGGUGGAGUAUCUCUCAUUUGCACAGUAUGCUGUCACAUUUGAUGGUGACAGUUUUGAGAACGGCACAGACAACACGAUGGACAAGUCUAAGUCUUGGAGUCGCUCUAUCGAAGAUCUCCAUGGGGGGAGCAGUCUACCCUCUCCAAUUCCAGGAAGCAUCAGCAGAGCUGGGAGACACUCUACAUUAAGAUGUAAUACAUUGCCCAGCAGAAGAACAUUAAAGCAUUCGAGAUUGCUGUGUAAGAAAGACGACGUUCACGUCUGCAUUAUGUGCCUACGAGCGAUUAUGAACUACCAGUAUGGCUUCAACAUGGUUAUGUCCCACCCUCAUGCUGUGAAUGAAAUUGCACUAAGUCUGAACAACAAGAACCCCAGGACCAAAGCGCUAGUACUGGAGCUGCUGGCUGCUGUGUGUCUAGUCAGAGGGGGGCAUGAGAUCAUUCUCGCUGCUUUUGAUAACUUUAAAGAGGUUUGUUCAGAAAAUCAACGCUUUGAGAAGCUGAUGGAGCACUUCAGGAAUGAGGACAAUAACAUUGACUUCAUGGUGGCGUGUAUGCAGUUCAUAAACAUUGUGGUCCACUCAGUAGAAGAUAUGAAUUUCAGAGUGCACCUACAGUAUGACUUCACUAAACUAUGUUUGGAUGAGUAUCUGGAUAAGUUGAAGCACACUGAGAGCGAUAAAUUGCAAGUGCAGAUCCAGGCCUACCUGGAUAACGUGUUCGAUGUGGGAGCUCUGUUGGAGGACGCCGAGACGAAGAAUGCGGCGCUGGAACGAGUGGAGGAGCUGGAGGAGAGCAUGUCUCAUAUGACAGAGAAGUUACAGGACACAGAAAAUGAAGCCAUGGCAAAGAUUGUAGAACUGGAGAAGCAGCUAAUGCAUAAGAACAAGGAACUGGACUCUGUACGGGAAGUCUACAAGGAUGCUAGCUCACAGGUGCACACACUGAGGAGGAUGGUAAAGGAGAAGGAUGAGGCGAUCCAGAGGCAGUGUAAUCUGGAGAAAAAGAUCCAUGAACUGGAAAAGCAAGGAACCAUCAAGAUCCAGAAGAAAGGAGACGGGGAUAUUGCCAUCUUGGCCUCUGCUCCAUCCACUAACGGCCUGCUGGCGGGCACGGAGGGUGUACCCGGGGGUGCCAUGAUGGGUCCUGCGGGACCAGGUAGUGGUGUAGAACUGGGAAUGUCCAUGCCUCCACCUCCACCCCCACCUAUGCCUGCGUCAUUUUCAGUACCAAACGGUCCAUCAGCUAUUCUUGAACCACCCCCUCCUCCUCCUCCUCCACCACCACCUCCCCCUCUUCCGGGCACUGGCAUCACCGGGGAGGAAUCUUCCCCUAUGCCCCCACCUCCACCACCUAUGGCACCACCUCUACCAGGCUGUGGAUCCCCCACUGUAAUCUUCAAUUCAGGUCUCUCAGCUGUGAAGAUUAAGAAGCCGAUCAAAACGAAAUUCCGAAUGCCGGUGUUUAACUGGGUGGCACUGAAGCCCAACCAAAUCAAUGGCACUGUGUUCAAUGAGAUCGAUGAUGAGAGGAUACUGGAGGAUCUGAAUGUAGACGAGUUUGAGGAGAUAUUUAAGACAAGAGCUCAGGGCCCUGCUAUUGAUGUCACUUCUAGCAAGCAGAAGACCAUCCAGAAGGUUCCUAAUAAAAUUUCACUACUGGAUUCCAACAGGGCCAAAAAUCUGGCCAUCACACUCCGAAAAGUGGGCAAGACUCCGGAGGAAAUCUGCAAAGCAAUUCAGAUGUUUGACCUGCGGAUGUUGCCGGUGGACUUUGUGGAGUGUCUGCUGCGCUUUAUCCCCACAGAGUCCGAGGUCAAAAUGUUACGGCAGUAUGAGAAAGAGAGAAAGCCACUGGAAAACCUCACAGAUGAGGACCGCUUCAUGAUGCAGUUCAGCAAAAUCGAGCGCCUCGUGCAGAAGUUGACUAUUAUGGCAUUUGUGGGGAACUUUGGUGAGAGUGUGCAAAUGCUCACUCCUCAACUGCACGCAAUUAUCGCAGCAUCUGUGUCCAUCAAGUCUUCACAGAAACUCAAGAAAAUCCUGGAGAUUAUAUUGGCUCUUGGGAACUACAUGAACAGCAGUAAAAGAGGGGCAGUGUAUGGAUUUAAACUUCAGAGUUUAGACUUGUUAAUAGAUACCAAAUCAACAGACAGGAAGCUUACACUGUUGCACUACAUUGCAAAUGUAGUGAAGGAGAAGUACCAGCAGGUGGCACUGUUCUAUAACGAGCUCCAUUAUGUGGAAAAAGCGGCGGCAGUCUCUUUAGAGAAUGUGUUGCUGGAUGUGAAGGAGCUUCAGAGAGGAAUGGAUCUAACUAGGAGAGAGUAUAGCAUGCAUGGCCACAACACACUGUUCAAAGACUUCAUACAUCUCAAUGAGAGCAAGCUCAAGAAAUUACAGGAUGAUGCCAAGAUUGCGCAGGAUGCUUUUGAUGAGGUAGUCAAGUUUUUUGGGGAGAAUUCCAAAACCAUGCCUCCGUCAGUGUUCUUCCCUGUGUUCGUGCGCUUUGUGAAGACAUACAGGCAAGCAGAGGAGGAAAAUGAGCAGAGGAAAAGGCAGGAGCAGAUACUGAUGGAAAAGCUGCUAGAGCAGGAGGCCAUGGAGCAGGAAAAUCAGAAGUCUCCCUCUCAUAAGAAUAAACGACAGCAGCAGGAGCUGAUAGCUGAGUUGAGGAAGAAGCAAGUGAAGGACAGUCGGCAUGUUUACGAGGGAAAAGAUGGGACCAUUGAGGACAUUAUCACUGAUCUAAGAAACCAGCCUUACAGACGCGCUGACGCAGUAAGGAGGAGUGUCCGGAGACGUUUUGAUGAUCAGAGCUUACGGCCAAUCAACAACGCUGAGCUGGUGAUGUAACGAAGGCAGAGUUGAUGUGAUUGGUUGAGAUGGGAGUGAAUGAGAAGUUGUCAGCCUCUCUCUGUGUGAAAAGGCCUGAUGAAGGAUUGAAAGCGUGAGGAAGUUCGUCUUACAGGCCAAAAGCUCAAGUUUCUUUUGACCAAGUGCCUGAAUUUAACAUUUGUGUGAUGGUCUUUUUUACUUUUAUUAUGUAUUGUUUUAUUGCAAGCAAUAGGAGCUUCUGCUCGUUCACCACAGUGUCACUAGUAAAACUGGACAUGAAUAUUAUUUCCAUACAGAUGGAAAUACACUAGUAUGGAAAUCCGUAGUGAACUCGUACAUUCCAGUGGUAAUUACUAUAUUGCUUUUACUGCACAAUGUUGUUCAAAAACACUUUUUUUCCUCUGUGGACAAGGGCUAGGUGUAUUCUUAAAGAUUACAGGCUUGUUGAGCGUAUUGCAAAUCAGAAAGCAAUGGAAAGGCUAUGUAGCAUUUAUGAAUGACAACAUUGUGUAAAGUAGGUGGUUCCAAGUUAAUGUGAAAUGUAUAUAACGUAAGUAUAGUCACUCAGCAGUGUUAGCAGACCAAAACCCUCUCAGCUCAGUUACCUGAAAACAUUCAAAUAUUUUAGUGUUGUGCCAUGAAACGGACCGUCUCCAAGAUAUAUAACAGUAACGUGACUAAUAAGGUUGUGCCCGAUGCCACUCGACUUUUAGGGAGUGGCCUACCUUCAGUGCGAUGAUACAAAAUCUGUAGCAGACUGACUGGAUCCAAUAUCUACGACUGUUUUAGUACAAUUACAGUACAAGCCAAAGAAGAAAAACACCACCUCAGACACCUGAUUCAGCUUUAGUGAACAUUCAUUAAAAAGUACUGAUCAAUAAUGCAGAGGCACUUGCGCUGGGUCUCCACUAACACAUUUGAAGUAGAUUAUUCAACCACUGAAGCCAGACGUUCUCAAUGUGGCUUAUGCAGACCACUUCUUUUUCUCAUCUUCCAGCUCUAUGUAAGAAAAAGCCUUUUUAAUUGUACAGAUAUUUUGCUACAAAAUGGUUGCAUUAAAAAAAUAAAUAAUAUAAAAAAAAAAUUCUUAACCUUCAUUAGCAUAAGGUUAAUAUUGUACAUAUUGAUUUCAUCAUCCUGUUACUCCAUUCGUAUGUUAUUUUAACUUAUAGGUUUUUGUUUUUUUUUUUCAUUUUGUAUAUUUAAUUAAACAUGAAUUUGUUGUAUCUUUUAUUAAGUACGUAGCAGAGGGCUCCGAUUUUACGCUUGCCUGGCAGUAUUAAGGCAAUAGAAUAACUGGCAUUGUCUGACGCCAUAUAACUCAUCACUAAGUCUAAGUAAUACUGACACGCCUCUCUGUAUGCUGCGAUCUCAUGUCCUUUACGCAUUCCAUUUCUUCUAUAGACCUGGAUCAAACUGGCAUGUCUUCUUGUCCUCUAAUCAAAAAUGUAUCUUUUGGCAUUGUGUUGUUCUAGUGGAAUAUGAUUUUAAUAACACAUUGUGUUAGAGCUACAGUUUUUUGAUGCCAAUGAUUGAAUAAACUAUUUACAUAACUAUAACGCUGCGUUACAGCUCACUCGUUUGGAACAGAUGGAUAAGAGACUGGUGGAAAGGCUGAAGAGCCGGGGUUCCUAGUUUUUCACUUUACAUAAAGGGGGUGUGGCUUGUGACAUAUCUGACCCCGCCCCUUUUGUGGCAAAACCAAAAGGGAUCAAAUCAUAGGAGCUACAAACAAGCAGGAGACACGAUGUGGGUUAGCUGUAGCAUUUUGAGCAUCAUAUUGAGUUUUGUCCUAAGCUUUAAAAAAAGCAUAUAAAAUAAGCUAUCUUGCUAUUUUUACAAAAAAAAGUGGCUUUACUAUUGUGACUGGAUAUGCAAAACUUCCAAUAGACCGGUGACAUGUAUGACAUGUAUCUGAUGGAAACUUACAUUUACAUUAUGUUUACAUUUAUUCAUUUAACAGACGCUUUUAUCCAAAGCGACUUACAAAUGAGGAAAUACAAGCAAAGCGAUAUAUCAAGCAGAGAACAAUACAAGUAGUGCUACCAUACAAGAUCUUUAAUUAGAUUAAAAAAUUUUAUAAUAAACUUAAAAUUCUUUAUUAGCUACAGACAAUACAUGAAACACUGAACGAAAGCAAAGGUACAACCAGCAGCCUUACUUCCUGAACAUGAGACGAGAUCUGUGGCUGCUGAGUGGAGUCUGUUUUUUUUUUUUUUUUUCUUUACACUCGAGAGAGCAAGUUUCGAGAUUUUCUACACAAGAUGCAGCGGUUAAUUCAGAGUACAAUGUAUUUGAGCAUUUCUCUCUGACAAUCUACUAUUUGAAGCCCAAAGCCACUACUGUCCCAUCAUUUCAAGCGUAUACAUACUGCUUACAUACAUGCAUACAAUACUAAAGUGAUAUACAAUCAUUAUCUUUAUACUGUGUUGUUGGGAUAAGUAAUGAUUUUAGAGCAAAAUCAUUGGAUGGUUCUGAGGUUCCUCUGUAGAGGAAGUAGGAGAAGCACUGCUGCGACUGCUCGUGAUCCUGAGCAUUGAGACAUUGCUGACUGUGCUAAAGACAUUAAUGAUGUUGAGUGUGUUUAGGCAGGUGGUAGUACAGACGACACAGUGAGGAUGAGAUCAUUUGAGCCAAUCAGCACUGAUACUCCCUCACCCAGUGCCCCAAGAAGGGACCCAGAGACGAGGAUAAUUCUAGCCCUGGACGUUCAUUAUGAAGAAAUUCACAUACGAGCGCUCACUCACUGUUCACCUUCUGAAAUAAUCACUUUCCAAACAAAUGCUGCAGAGAUUCAGCAGUCUGGAGCCACGCUGUUGUACUGUGCUGAUGCAGUGUCUCUUUAAGGGUUCUGUGUACUGUACAGAUUGAUCCAUAUGACAAGUUCUGUGCAAAUAUGAAUACAGUAUUUGUAUUGAACAGAUGAUGUGUUCUAAACAGAUACAUAUACUGAUAUGAAUAUGUCAGGGUUUAAAUCAGCCUACUAGUUUGUUGAAGUUUUGGGAAAUAGAACGACAUUUAUUAGAAAAUAUCACAAGACGGUAUAAACAAAAAUGAUAACUGCAUGAGUGGGAUUUAAAAACUGCACAUCUCUAGUUGAGUACAAACUGAGGAGAAAGAAAGAAAGACACCUCUACUGCUCAGGUGGUAGAGCGGGUUGUCCACUAAUCGUAGGGUUGGCGGUUUGAUUCCCAGCCCACAUGACUCCACAUACCGAAGUGUCCUUGGGCAAGACACUGAACCCCAAGUUGCUCCCGAUGGCAAGUUAGCACCUUGCAUGGCAGCUCUGCUACCAUUGGCGUGUGAGUGGGUGUGUGAAUGGGUGUAUGAGAACCAGUGUAAAGCACUUUGGAUAAAAGUGCUAUAUAAGUGCACCAUUUACUUCACAGCUGAACAGAAGCAGUGCAGAAGUCACCUUUGUAUUCAAAGAUACAAGAGUUACCAUCUACACAAAUUUAAACUGGUUUCUUUUGUGUGUGUGUGUGUAUCAGCGCCACAGGAAUACUACACAACCUCAUUCUGUGUCUGGAGUAUACUUAAUAAUAAUUUUUAAAAAACCCUUUUUUCUAUAGCGUCUUUAAAAAGGCCUCUCAAGGCCUUUACAUAAGAAUACAUAAGCAUGUACCAAAAAACAGUUAAUAAUAAAAUAGUUUCAAUUAUAACAAUAAUAGUAGUAAUAAUAGUUAAAUAAUGAACAAAAAAAAAACAGUCAUUAAGUAAAAGCAAUCCUAAAGAAAUACUUUAAGAGAAUAUUUAAAUACAUUAAAAGACCGGGCUUCUCGAAGAUCAGAUGGUAGCGAGUUCCACAGUUUUGGAACAUAAGAAAAGGCCCCAUCACCCAUAGUGUGUAAACAAGUCUGAAGGACAGUUAAGACAGUGAUUUUCAAAGUGGGGGCCACCAGGGGGCGCCCGGGGGCCUCAACAAUUUGGUGUGAAAAAUAAAUUC